AUGCAGUGCUACCUGACCCUAAAGAGAGAGUACCGAGUGGCGGACUACCUGACCCUAAAGAGAGAGUACCGAGUGGCGGACUACCUGACCCUAAAGAGAGAGUACCAAGUGGCAGACUACCUGACCCUAAAGAGAGAUACAGAGCGUCUUCUGAUGGACGAGGACAAGCCGUUGUUUGGGAGUCUCCCGUGUCGACAGGACGACUGUCUUAGCUCCCUCGCCAGAUUCAGUUCAGCGUGUUGGAUUGCAGCUCCACCAACAACAACACACACACACUUCACCAGGCUGCUCGCAGCCCUGGUUCCAGACUUUCAGGUAGAAAACUCUCCCUGUAUCCUCGACAUCGACAUGUUUCACCUACUGGUUUACAGCGUGAUGUCAUACGGCUCGGUCCACAGUCUGGACCAAUCAGGACGCAGAGCUGUAGACUCUGCCCAUCUCCACCUGCUUCACCUGGUCACUGUGGCUCACCUGGUUCAGAUCCUGCUCACCUCCACCACAGAGGAGGUGUGUAUGGAUCAUGACGGAGGGGAAUCAGAGGAGGAGGAACUAACCUGUCAGCUCUACAACACGCUGAGGAAACACCUGGGCAGUGUGUUAACUGAGGUGUUGUCCGGCUGGCAGCUCGUCCGUUGUGUUAGAGCCGGCGUCCUGCCGUUCCUCCGAUCCGCCGCUCUCUUCUUCUACUACCUGAACUCUGCAACGCCACCUGCUGACCUGCUGGUGUCUGGUCCCGGCCAAUGGGAGGCGCUGCUCAGCUUCCUCAGUCUUCCCUCCAACCUGCUGCAGCUGCACCACAGUCAACACACACUGCUGGAGCCGCUCAUACGCAGGUGUGUGUGUGUGUGUGUGUGUGUGUGUGUGUGUGUUUGCAGGGUCAGAGAGAGCCAGGUGUUGUUUGUAGCAGGUAAAACAAAGGGCUGUUUCUAUCCUCCUCCCUACCUCGACGACUAUGGAGAGACAGACCAGGGCCUCAAGCGGGGGAACCCCCUCCACCUGUGCUCCGAGCGCUACAGGAAGAUCCAGCGUCUGUGGCGACAGCACGGCGUCGCCGAGGUGAUCGGCCACGCUCAGGAGGCCAAUCAGACGCUUGUGGCCAUCGACUGGCAGCACCUGUGAUGCUGAACCCGCCCCCGGCCUCUCAGCCUAUCGGCUUUCUCCACACUGGCUUCAGGGAUUCUUCACCAAUCACAGAGAGGGACUAACUCUGACUCCGCCCUUUCACAUCUCACAGGAAGUUAGAUUUCUUUUUAAUUAUAAUUUGGUGUUUUAGAUUUUGAGGUUUAUUUUCUGAUGUUAGAACUCGUUAACAUGAACCAAAGUGAAGCCCCGCCCACCUGGCACAGGCUAUUCUGGUCAUCAGAACCAAGUUAUGCUAAGCUACGCUAAAUCUGAUCUGAGAACACAGCAGGUUAUUAUUU
Etheostoma cragini (Arkansas darter) is the source of this 1421-nucleotide messenger RNA. Its product is annotated as E3 ubiquitin-protein ligase UBR2-like. Gene Ontology annotation, molecular function: ubiquitin protein ligase activity. Gene Ontology annotation, biological process: ubiquitin-dependent protein catabolic process via the N-end rule pathway. NCBI's taxonomy places the organism in Eukaryota, Metazoa, Chordata, Actinopteri, Perciformes, Percidae. The coding region runs from base 1 to 1119 and encodes 372 amino acids. Gene Ontology annotation, cellular component: ubiquitin ligase complex; cytoplasm. The record is from RefSeq and is a predicted model, not a curated record. The transcript has 11 exons.